AUGGCGUCCCACGACCACUCUCAAGGCUCGGGUGCCUCCCCCGCAGAUGUCAAGCAUCGUAGUGUGAGCCCAUCACCCCACGCUCAGCAGUACCAUGACCCCACUAGCCUCAACAUGGAUCCCUCCAUGUCAGCAUUCCCCUCCUUCGACAAUACAAGCCCGGAUAUUGGUAUCAGUGGUCAAGACGCCUACGGCUAUCCUGCGUCUUACCUUUCCGGAGCACCGCAGGCGCAAGGCUACGCACCACAAUCAGAGCCCUUCCCUCCGGCAAUUAACACCAACAAUAUGCCAAUGUCGCAAUCCUUCGAGGCGAGCCUGGUCAGUCAUCUCGAUCCCGGAUCCCAGGGUUUAGGACACCAGCAGCUGGAUGGCGGUUAUAUGCUCAACACCAAUCCCGGGAAAUUGGAAUUCGGCUACCAAAACCACAGCCCGAACAGCGCGUCUGCGUCGGAAUACGAUUCGUCACUACUGCUAGAUCCGCAAAUGCACCAGUGCGCACAGCCCAUAAACCAAGCAGUCAACCCGGCGGAUCUUGUUAGCCCUAUCUCAAAUCCCUCGGCAUCUUCUCACCCCUCGUCGCAAGAACAUCAGCAGUCGCCCGGUCCUAUCUCUCCACCUGGCUCUAAUCCCGGCGCAUACUACACGCCCCAGCAUUCACGACACACCUCGCUGGACCCGGCUACAGCGGCUUAUCUGAGCACGCAACCCCAUCAAGACUGGCAGAACGUCUUGAAUAGCUCCGCCGCGUUUCAGGGUCAUCGCAGAGCGCCCUCGGAGGUAUCUGAAGUUUCCUCGGCCAAUCACUCCCCUUACCUACCACAGCACGAUUAUGACGGUAUCGAGAAUAAUGCGUCGCCUUCUUUGGCGCCACAAAAUGAUCCCGCUUUAUAUGAUAAUGCACUCGGCAUUGAGUCGUUCACAUUGUCAGAACAGCAGCAACAGCAGCAGGGAUAUAGCCCACUCCAUAGCCCAUAUAUCUCGCCGAGAUUGAUUCCCCAACAGGGUGGUGAGAUGGUGCCAAAUGCUUCGUAUCUCUCGCCCACUAUGACAUCUCAAUUCCCAUCCGCGGACAUGUAUGGCAUGCCCCAGGAUGACAUAAUGAAUGGUAUUAACAGCGGCGGGCCUGACAUUGGACAAGCGUCUCAAAUGGCGCCCCCGUCCAUUAAUGUGGAGUUUGCACCGCCUUCGCGCAUUCCCAGCUUCGGCCCUGGUAAACCGGCUGCGGAUUUGGACUCGUUGAGUCCUCCAGCGAUGAGAUCCCGUGUGCGCAGUAAAUCCGAUCCCUAUGCACACCCUGCCUCACGUUCAAGAUCUCCGGCGACUUCGGCAACAAGUCUCGAGGCUCUUGCUCCGAACACGCCGCGUUCACUGUCCCCCCACUCGCGCAGCAAUCCUGGCUCUCGCGACGCAUCACCGUCCCGUGCUUCCAAUCGACGCCUUUCAACAUCGUCCAUCGAAAGCCGAAAUUAUAUACUUGACCUCGCUGAUCCUCAGCGCCCCGGCGCUCUCCCGGGAGACUCAAAGCGCGUCCAGAAGCACCCUGCCACUUUCCAAUGUACCCUUUGUCCGAAGCGAUUUACCCGUGCAUACAACUUGCGCUCCCACCUACGAACACACACCGACGAGCGGCCGUUCGUCUGCACAGUAUGUGGCAAAGCUUUUGCCAGACAACACGACCGAAAACGUCAUGAAGGACUGCACUCUGGUGAAAAGAAAUUCGUUUGCCGAGGCGAUCUAUCUCGAGAGGGAAACUGGGGCUGCGGGCGCCGAUUUGCACGUGCAGAUGCACUCGGCCGCCACUUCCGAUCAGAAGCCGGCCGUGUAUGCAUCAAGCCGCUGCUUGACGAAGAGUCUCAAGAGCGAGAACGAGUUCUUCUCGAACAGCAGCAACAGCAGCAACACCAACCUUCUGGCCAUCUACAACCCGUUCCACAGCCACUCGUCAUGCCCGGUGUGACUGGUCUGGACGGUCAGUCAUCUGGCAACUUUAUCCUACCAGCUGCGCUACUUGCGCAAUACCCCGCUCUGCAGACACUACAGUGGGACCAAAUCCCUGCUGCGGGCGAUGAUCCAAGCGAUAUCGGAGGCCGGAGUAGUUUCGAUGCGAGCUCAGGUGGCGAGUUUGGAUUUGAUGAGGAUGAUGGACUCUCUAAUGUCUCUGGGAUGAGCGGUGGCUAUGUUGAUAAUCAGCAAGCCAUGUACGGUAAUCCCGGGCAGUGGAGUGGAUGA
Molecule: messenger RNA, 2229 nt
Organism: Penicillium maclennaniae
Lineage: Eukaryota; Fungi; Ascomycota; Eurotiomycetes; Eurotiales; Aspergillaceae
Gene: crzA
Product: putative C2H2 transcription factor Crz1
Exons: 2
Coding region: 1-2229 (742 amino acids)
Biological process (GO): regulation of DNA-templated transcription
Molecular function (GO): RNA polymerase II cis-regulatory region sequence-specific DNA binding; DNA-binding transcription factor activity, RNA polymerase II-specific
Source: RefSeq, a predicted model, not a curated record